AUUCACCUCGUCGUCCCACAUACAUACUAUCGUCUAAAUCAGGCAGAUCACCAUAUCAGCAUCAGCCAGCCAUGUCCGACUCGUCCCUUCGCCCAUACUUUGACAUCACCAUCGACUCGCGCCCAGCUGGCCGGAUCGUCUUUGAACUCUUUCAAGACGUCGUACCCAAGACGACCGACAACUUUUUGCACCUCUGUCUCGGCGACAAGGGCACGAACGAGAGUGGGGCCAAGUUGAGCUAUGAGGGAAGCGGAUUCCACAGGGUUAUCAAGGGGUUCAUGUUGCAGGGAGGAGACUUUACAGCUCACAACGGGACCGGCGGAGUCUCCAUCUACGGCGAAAAGUUCGAGGACGAAAACUUUGACUUGAAGCACGACAAGCCGUUCUUGUUGUCCAUGGCCAACGCUGGUCCGGGAACGAACGGGAGUCAGUUCUUCAUCACUACGGUCAAGACUCCUCAUCUCGACGGCAAACACGUCGUCUUCGGUAAAGUCAUCGCCGGUAAAUCCCUCGUGAGGCGUAUCGAAUCCCUCCCCACCUCGUCCUCCGACGCUCCCGUCUCGCCCGUCAAGAUCGCUUCCUCCGGCGUCCUCUCCCCCUCGGACCCUCUCCCCUCUUCGUCCUUGACUCCGGGCGACAAGUACGAAGAUUACCCGACGGACCAGGAAGACCUCGAUGAGGGGGACGUCAAGGGACAUUUGGAUGUUGCGACCGAUCUCAAGGCUUUGGGCGCGGCCGAGUUCAAGGAGGGCAAGGUGGAUGUCGCGCUGGGGUUGUGGGAGAAGGGGGUCAGGUACCUGGAUGUCAACCCGUUCUUACCGGAAGAGACCGGGAAGGAGCUCAUGAAGGAGUACGAAGCCAUGCGAUACUCUCUGCUUGCCAACAUCUCCCUUGCGGCCCUCAAGACCAGCCCACCUCAACCCAAACUCACUGUCUCCCACGCGACCCGGAUCCUCUCCCUCGCUCCGUCCAAAUACCCUCUUUCGGCCGCUGACAAGGUCAAAGCCCUCUAUCGAAGGGGUCAGGCCCACGUCCUCUUGAAGGACGACGACGCCGCAGAGAAGGAUUACAAGGAAGCCCUCAAGAAUGGAGGGGAUGCGGCGGUCAAGACGGAAUUAGCAAAGUUGGUCAAGCGACGAGAGGUCACCAAGGAGAAGCAGAUGAAGGCUUUCGGAAAGAUGUUCGCCUAAGGCGUCUUGUUCGAGGUGAAGGUGCGGGGAUGAGGAGAGUCGAGGUGGACCUCGAACGCGGACGUCAGGCGCGGAGGUCUUUUAACGAAAAAACAAAGCAAUCAUGCGUACGGACUGAUGGGAUACUCGGCUUGUCUUGCGGAUAACUGUUCAAUAACGCUGGCUUUAAGGGUAGGGAGAGCCCUACGAUAGAUGGAUAGAUCGAUAUAGCAUACGAGGCUUGUGUUUAUGAGAAUACCAAUUUUACGAAAUGGACGCGAGAUCGAGGUCGUCCAGGUGCGGAGUGGUUGUGAACAGGCUCCUUUGAUCUUGACCCUGCUCGAGUAGUGUCCAGG
This is a messenger RNA of Filobasidium floriforme, 1525 nucleotides long. RefSeq names its product peptidyl-prolyl cis-trans isomerase. Gene Ontology annotation, cellular component: intracellular membrane-bounded organelle. Gene Ontology annotation, biological process: protein folding; protein peptidyl-prolyl isomerization. Gene Ontology annotation, molecular function: protein binding; peptidyl-prolyl cis-trans isomerase activity. The coding region runs from base 72 to 1190 and encodes 372 amino acids. NCBI's taxonomy places the organism in Eukaryota, Fungi, Basidiomycota, Tremellomycetes, Filobasidiales, Filobasidiaceae. The transcript is spliced from 4 exons. The record is from RefSeq and is a predicted model, not a curated record.